GCUCUGAAAAGAUCUUUUGAGGUCGAGGAGGUAGAUCAGUCUUCAAAUUCCUCCACCCCACAAAGACGGACCCCGAACCCCCUCCUCAGGUCCACAGUGUCCACCUCCACACAGAAGUUUCAGGAACUCGGCACCAGGAAUUUGGAGCCAUCUGCCCGACAUGUGGACCCCACGGGCCAAAGAUCGCCCAAGCCCUCUUUGAGGAGAGUGGAGCUCUCUGGACCCAAACUGCCCGAGCCGGUGUCCAGAAGAACAGAAAUCUCCAUUGACAUCUCGUCCAAGCAGGUGGAGAACUCCACCUCAGGGUUGUCGAGGUUUGGCCUCAAACGAGCAGAUGUGCUGGGGCACAAACCCCCCGAGCCCACCCCACGGAGGACUGAGAUCACCCUCGGCAAGCCCCAGGAGCCGGGUCUCCGGAGGGUGGACGCGCCACCAUCAAAGAUCCCUGAGAUGCCCCAGCGAAGAGCCGAGGCGGCCAACGCUCCCGUGCCCGACGUGGCCACCAAGCGCGUGGAGAUUCAGGUAGCAAAGGCUGCUGAGGUCCCCCCGGCACGCCAAGCGGGGGGUUCGGAGCCUCCCCUGGCCCCCCAGCCUCCCCAGGCAGAGCCAAAGCCGCAGCCGGCACUGAUGGAGAGCCCACCAAAGAGAGAAGAAGGCCCUGCUCCUGCUCCAUCGCCUCUCCCUGGGCUCAGCCCUGCGGUCACAGAGCAGUAA
Messenger RNA from Pterocles gutturalis (yellow-throated sandgrouse), 714 nucleotides. RefSeq names its product septin-9-like. Lineage: Eukaryota; Metazoa; Chordata; Aves; Pterocliformes; Pteroclidae. The record is from RefSeq and is a predicted model, not a curated record.